Molecule: messenger RNA, 489 nt
Organism: Musca vetustissima
Lineage: Eukaryota; Metazoa; Arthropoda; Insecta; Diptera; Muscidae
Product: GSK3-beta interaction protein
Exons: 1
Coding region: 1-489 (162 amino acids)
Biological process (GO): regulation of canonical Wnt signaling pathway
Cellular component (GO): cytoplasm
Molecular function (GO): kinase regulator activity; protein kinase A binding
Source: RefSeq, a predicted model, not a curated record
AUGGAUACCAAAAUAGACGAAACGAUCAGUGUGACAACGACACCCGCUGCCAGUAUCCCCCACUCUACCGACUCCGACAAUGACAAUGGUGAGGAAAUCAUCAAUUGGGAGGAGGAAGCAACAGCAAUUAUAAAUGAUGUCAAGACCCAUGUAGCCGAAAUUGAAAUAUCCAAAGUGCUGCCGAGCAAUGAAAGUCACAUUUAUAUGAAUAUACGGACCUUUGAGGGUGCCACCUAUUGUAUACAUGUCAGUAGUAUGGGAUUUCGUGUGGUGUCCGAGAUGUACAAUACCAUAGACGAGGAUAAGACCGAGGUGAAUGAAGAUGAGGUAUACGAGACACCAUAUGCCCUGCUGGAUAAAAUUAGCCCCCGUUAUGUUGAGUCCUUUGGUAAUCAAUUGUGUAAGCAGUUACUGGCAUUGCAACAAAUGCGUACCGAAUUCAAGGAAGAAGAUGAGGAGGGGCUCGAAGAAGAGGAGGAGGAUGAGUAG